CCUGAUGCUAAAGGACUACAUUUCCCGUGAGGCCACGUACCGGAGCUUCCGUCACCACACUUCCGCUUGCUCAUGACGUCACUGGGCACUACGUGUUCUGGGUUGUGUUGCAGGAAGCUGCGGAGCUUACCAGGCUUUAUGUGACCCAUCUCAUUGCCCUCACCAUGCUGCCUACCACAUCGGUGAAUUCUCGGACACAAGGCAAUGGCACGCUCAGUUCUCGGGAUGCCGCGCGGCACACAGCCGGAGCCAAGCGCUAUAAGUACCUGCGGAGACUUCUUCACUUCAGACACAUGGACUUUGAAUUUGCUAUUUGGCAGAUGCUUUAUCUUUUUACUUCACCACAGAAAGUGUACCGAAACUUCCAAUACAGGAAACAGACCAAAGAUCAGUGGGCUAGAGACGACCCAGCAUUCCUAGUGCUACUCAGUAUUUGGCUAUGUGUGUCCACUUUAUUGUUUGGGUUUGUUGUUUUACAAAUGGGAUUUGUGGAAACACUGAAGCUGCUGUUGUGGAUUGUGUUUGUUGACUGUAUAGGUGUUGGAUUACUGAUCGCAACCAUUAUGUGGUUUGUUACUAACAAGUACCUGGUAAAGCAUCAGGGGAGAGAUUAUGACGUGGAAUGGGGUUAUUCAUUUGAUGUCCACUUGAAUGCAUUCUAUCCACUUCUGGUCAUCCUGCACUUCAUCCAGUUGUUCUUCAUCAAAUAUGUUGUCUUGUCAGAUUGGUUCAUCGGUUACUUUGUUGGAAACACAUUCUGGUUGGUUGCGAUUGGAUAUUACAUCUAUAUAACCUUCCUUGGGUAUAAUGCGCUGCCAUUUUUGAAAAACACAGUGGUCUUACUUUAUCCCUUUGCAGCUUUGAUAUUGCUCUACGUCUUGUCCUUGGCUUUGGGAUGGAACUUUACAGCCAUGCUCUACGCUUUCUACAAGUACAGAGUGAAUUGAAGAUCAUGUGGAUUUCUUGUUGAUUUUGUAUAAAUUGUAAAUAUUCCUUUUUGUUGUCGAAUAUAGUUAAAGUCCUUGGUUUAAGAAAGAACGAGUUGGUUUUUAUUUUGGAAAAGGUGAUGCAGUAAAUGUUUCUUUUCAUGUUGCUUGCACAGAGGAAAGGAAACAACUCAGGGCUGAACCAUUUUUAGUUCAUUUUAAUUGAAAAGCUCAUGGGGUCCAUACACCUUUUAUACAACAACUGACAUGUUGUGUGUUAUCCUUUAUUGUACGUCACAUACAUGUUACAUAGGGUGGGGGUAUUUCAUACUAGUGGUUGCAGUAUCCACAAAUAAAAGAUGCUAAGUGACUGCUCUCAUGUUGUAUACUUUACCACAGAUCAGUCCUAAUAUGGUACCUACAGUUGACUUCCUCUCACAUUACUAGACACGUUUGCUGCUGUCAAAUACUAUGUUUACAAUGGCAUAUUUAUUAUGUUCCAUAAAAUGUAACUUCAUUCAUGCAACAUUUAGAAGGCAUAAGAAUAAUGCUUACAUGAUGAACUCAGUGUG
Messenger RNA from Hyla sarda, 1498 nucleotides. It is a transcript of the gene UNC50, whose product is annotated as unc-50 inner nuclear membrane RNA binding protein. Bases 165 to 947 code for a protein of 260 amino acids. The transcript is spliced from 6 exons. Lineage: Eukaryota; Metazoa; Chordata; Amphibia; Anura; Hylidae. The record is from RefSeq and is a predicted model, not a curated record. Gene Ontology annotation, cellular component: Golgi membrane.